Messenger RNA from Puccinia triticina, 1416 nucleotides. RefSeq lists its product as uncharacterized. The transcript is spliced from 6 exons. NCBI's taxonomy places the organism in Eukaryota, Fungi, Basidiomycota, Pucciniomycetes, Pucciniales, Pucciniaceae. The record is from RefSeq and is a predicted model, not a curated record. Gene Ontology annotation, molecular function: RNA binding. Bases 1 to 1416 code for a protein of 471 amino acids.
AUGUCCGCCGAUCACCCCCAACCACCCAGCGGCUCUGCCGCAAACCCUGCUAGUGGUUACGGUCCUCAAGGUGGCGCCCAAGGUUACGAGGCGUACGCUCAGCAGUACGCUGCGUACGCCCAACAGCAGCAACAACAGGCCCAAGCCCAACAGCAGGCUCAGAACCAGCCAUCCGCCUUCCCUGUCGGCACUGCUACCACUGCCUCCACCACCCAAAGCGCCUACGGUAACAACAAUGCCGCGGUCCCCGCUGUCGCUGGCUCGGGAGCUCCUGCGGCCCAGCCCCCUAACCCAUAUACCGGCAAUCCCGAAGGAAAGCGUGCCCAUCUCUACGUUGGCAACCUUAGCCCACGUGUGACUGAGUACAUGUUGCAGGAAAUCUUCUCCGUUGCCGGCCCAGUUCAGGGAGUGAAAAUCAUCCCCGAUCGUAACUUUCAACACGGCGGACUCAAUUAUGGUUUUGUUGAAUAUUAUGAAAUGCGAUCAGCUGAGACGGCUUUACAAACAUUAGGGGGCCGAAAGAUAUUUGACACUGAAAUCCGGGUCAACUGGGCCUACCAGAACUCUCAAAGCAACGUCAAGGAGGACUUGUCGACUCAUUACCACGUCUUUGUUGGUGACCUCUCACCUGAAGUGAAUGACGAUGUCCUUGCUAAGGCCUUCGCCGCCUUUGGCUCCCUAUCCGAUGCUCGAGUCAUGUGGGACAUGAACAGCGGCAAAUCCCGAGGUUACGGUUUCUUGGCCUUCCGUGACAAGACAGACGCUGAGCAAGCUAUCGCUACGAUGAACGGCGAAUGGCUCGGAUCUCGGGCUAUCCGCGUCAACUGGGCCAACCAGAAGAACCAAGGUAUGGCUGCGACUACCGGUGCCGUCAUCGCGCCUGGUAUGGGUGGAGGAGGUGGAAUGAACCGCGGUGGAUUUGGAGGUGCUACCAACUACGAAGCUGUUGUGCAACAGGCUCCUGCGUACAAUACCACCGUUUACACCGGCAACUUGGUCCCAUACUGUACCCAAGCCGAUCUCAUCCCUCUCUACCAAGGAUUCGGUUACAUUGUGGAAAUCAGAAUGCAGGCCGACAGAGGCUUUGCUUUCGUCAAGAUGGAUACCCACGAGAAUGCUGCCAUGGCUAUCGUCAAUUUGACCGGUACUCCCGUUCACGGGCGACCCCUGAAGUGCUCCUGGGGUAAAGAUCGAGCCUCCGCUGACCCGAACUCUGCCCCCGCUUCGGGAAUGCCGAUGGCCCCGGUUGCGGGCAUGUAUGGCAUGCCGCAAAUGUAUGGUAUGCCUCAGGCUGGUUAUCCGCAGUACUCCGGCUAUCCUCAGUACGCGGCCGGGCCUCAAGGCUAUGGUCAACCUGGUUAUGUCGUCCCUCAACAGGCGGCUGCGACUGCCGAAUCGACCCCUGCUCAACCUUAA